AUGGAUGCUAAACCAAAAUGCGGAACCUGCAGAAGGGGUAUCUUGUUUCCCACAAGUACAACUGUAUAUCGUUGCCGUAAGUGCCAGACGAUUAUUUGUUCACGUCCAAAUGAGCAAGCAAAGAUUAACUGCUCAGGCUGUGGGGGAGAAUUUAUAGUUCCCAUAAAGACUACUGCAUACCGAUGCUCCAUCUGCCAAGCUGUUACUACGACUUCAGGGCACGGGCAAUGGAGCUCUGAUAGUCCAAUUCCCGGCCAAAAGCUAAAACUUGGUUCUAUAUUGUUCAAACAUAAUCGGCCUGACAAGAGUCAUCAGUUGUCAUCAUCUUCAACAGGGUCCUCCACCUUGUCUAGCAGAUGUAACAAGCGAGCAGUGCUCUGCGGAGUUACCUACAAGAAAAGGAGAUACAAGCUCAAGGGAACCAUUAAUGAUGUUAUGAACAUGAGAGAGAUGCUGGUUAAAAUAUUUGAUUUCCCUAAAGAGAGCAUACGUAUCCUCACAGAAGAAGAGAAAGAUCAACGUUUAGUUCCAACGAAGAAGAACAUAUUAGAGUCCUUAAAGUGGCUUGUGGAGGGCUGCCGACCAGGAGACUCACUGGUCUUUUACUUCUCAGGACAUGGGUUACAACAGCCUGAUUUGAAGGAAGAUGAGCUUGAUGGGUUCGAUGAAACUCUUUGUCCAGUUGAUUUUGUCCGAGAAGGCAUGAUCAUUGACAAUGAAUUGAACUCUAUCCUUGUUUGGCCCCUAAAGAAUGGCGUCACACUUCAUGCUAUUGUUGACGCUUGUCAUAGUGGCACAAUACUUGAUCUUGCCUAUGUCUAUAAACUAGAGAACCAUGAGUGGGAGGACAACAAACCACCUGCAAAAGUGCCUAUGAGAAAACAUACAAGUGGUGGUCUAGCCAUUUCUUUCAGCGCUUGUGAAGAUAAUCAGAUUGCUGUUGAUACAACGGCUUUUAGAAAGGGAAUGCAUGGUGUUAUGACAUAUCUUUUUAUAAAAGCAAUCAAAGAAAACCCAGAUAUAACAUAUGGAGGGAUCCUAGAGAAGGUCCAAGAGGGAAUUGCAGUGGUUAAUCAAAAGAGCUGUAAUCCCAGAAUAUUUCGUCGUCGUCGUCACCGGCAUUAUAUUUCUCAGGAUGCUAUUCUAUCAUCAUCUGAAAAAUUUGAUGUUUUUAAGAGGACAUUCGCAUUAUGAGCUGUGCAGGGGUUUGCAAACAUGGAGUUCUGA
Molecule: messenger RNA, 1227 nt
Organism: Neltuma alba
Lineage: Eukaryota; Viridiplantae; Streptophyta; Magnoliopsida; Fabales; Fabaceae
Product: metacaspase-1-like
Exons: 7
Coding region: 1-1194 (397 amino acids)
Biological process (GO): proteolysis
Cellular component (GO): cytoplasm
Molecular function (GO): cysteine-type endopeptidase activity
Source: RefSeq, a predicted model, not a curated record